This is a messenger RNA of Linum trigynum, 3894 nucleotides long. Lineage: Eukaryota; Viridiplantae; Streptophyta; Magnoliopsida; Malpighiales; Linaceae. The record is from the annotation of a GenBank genome assembly.
UUCCACAACCAAACAUUUGACGCACAAUGUCAAAAUUUAUCUUUUCUCUGCAAAUCAUCUUUUAGUUUUUCGGAGCUCUCAUUGAACCUCCAUAGGAGUAGAGUAACUUAGAUUGUUCCCAAAAACCAUCAAACACCCUCGUUCAAACAUUGUUCGGAGAGGAGUGAACCGUGUUAUUAAUCGUUGUUCAAGAAGUCAAGAUGUAAAUCAUUGUGUUCAAACACAAGUUUUUCCUCGCCGGAAAACAAAUUGGCACACCUGGUGGGACUAUUGUGUUUGAUUUGAUGGCUCCACGACUGAGAGAACAAGAAGGUGAUCUUUCACCUAGGUUUGUGAUGGAUCUAGGCGCCAAGUUUGAACUUGGCCAACAAGCAAAAGGUUUUGUCGGAAACAAUGGCAUGAUUGAGAUAUUGCCACCGGCGGAACCUUGUGCCGAUGUAACCACCACUGCCAUGUCACUCCGCUCAAUAGUGGAUGAUAACUGCAAGAUGGUGGUGGAGAACCGUCAAGUGAUGGUGGAGAUCCGUCGAUUGAUGGAAGAGAGUUUGAAUGGACUUGUUAGAAGUUCACAACAGACAAGUCUAAAACUUGCUUCUUUUAGUUCUAUGUUAGAUAGACGUUUGGAUGAAUUGCUUGAAGCAACUACAGGAAAUACAAAUUGCUUGGAUAAGCUUAAAAAAUAUUUUAUAGAACCAGUGGUGCGAGAAAUUUCUUUACCAAAAAAUGGUAUAGAUCCGCCACCAAGUAUUGCUACUGAGUAUACAAGUAUCCUGCUCUCCGGUGGCCGGACUACCCAGCCACGGUCAGGGAACUUACCGCCUCCGGAAAUGAGUCAACCACCUCUUCAACAAGGCGGUUAUGACAAGAAUAUUACUAACUCAUUCACCACCCAUGUAAAGCAACCGCCGCCUGUGCAUACAGUUAUUCUAAAAACUGUCUCAGAGGCUAGACCAUUCUUGAACAUGAGAGUUGGUGGAGGGUCACUAGCUAUGGAUGUGCUACCACAAGUUUGCCUACCCUCGUUGCCAUUGAUGCUUAAGCGUUCUGGUGGAUGCAAACCACCAGGGGGGCAGGAAGAGGUGCAUGGAAGCCUACCACCUGACAAGUUGAAGAUGAAGAGUCAGGUUGGGGGGCAAGUUGAUGUCAAGAAAGGUGAACAAAAUGGUGUGUCCAACAAAACACCAUAUUUGUUUCCUAAGGAUGGCAUGGGGGGCAUAUCUCCAUCUCCAUGCAGUGGGCAGGGGGCCAUGUCAUCAGACAUGAAGGAUGGAUUGAGUGGCAAGUCUAAGUGGGUGUUGCCUACCCAUACCACCUAUGAUUUUCAUAACUUUGACAACGUGUCAAAGAGUGCACAAGGAGGCAAGGCCCCUUGUAGCAUGCCACCCAUGAAGGGUCGACAAGGGGGCAUAUCAUCAACCAUAAACAAUAGAAAGAUACAUAUGCCCAAGAAGCCACAACAAACCCAAGCCACACAUGCUUGUAGUAAGAAUGGUAGUGUAGUUGAGUUUGGCAAAGGAGGCACGUCAAAAACCAUGAACAAGGCUAUGGGGGGCAUGUCUCCAACCAGUGGAAAGGGGGGCAUGUCACCGACAGUGAAGAAACGAGUGGAGAACAAGUCUAGGAGUGUUCAUCACACCCAACCCACUCAAAAAAUUUCUAAGUAUGAGAUGGUGAUAAGGGAUGGACGAGGAAGCAAGUCCAUGCCUAAAGCCCCCCAUUGCAUGCCAAACAUGAAUGGCAAACAAGAAGGCACGAAUAAGACAUCUCGGCAUACAAUAACCAAACAUGGUCAUACAAAGAACCAAAAUUCAUUAUGUGCUACGUGUAGAAGUCAGCAUGGCGUAAGGGUUGAACAGGGCCAUGUUGGCCACAAGGAUGGUCAUCGAUUCCUUGAGUCCAACCAUUCCUCUUCCCAGCUAUACGGGAUGAACAAGCAUGGUUGUGGUGAACCAAAGAAUAUAAAAACUCGUGGUCUCUUUCAUGAGCCCAAUGAGUUAAGAAUACCUAGAGUAUCACGAGAAACGAGACAAGCAUAUAAGGUUCAACAUCAACCCAACAUGUCUAGUAAGGUGGCUAAGGCAGAGGAUCGUGAGACCACCUACAAGGACACCAAGGCAAGACAAGUGGACCGAGCACAAUCCAUGGUUGAGUUGGGAAAUUCAAAACCAACUGAUAAGGAGCCAUCUCUUUCUAAGAAGAGUAAGCAUGUGGUCUAUGGAUGGGUUGUCUGGUUUAAUCCAUUGACUUGGUAGUGGAUAUACACCUUUGGCACGUUUGUGGUGGCCAAAGGGUAUGGAGAACAGUGAUGCAUGUCACUCUUUGCUAUAUUAAAAUAAAUAAAUAAAUACUAGUAAAAUAAGAGAAAAAAGCCAAUCAUGGCUAAAAAAAAGAAAUUAGAGUUGUAAGACUUGCGAUGUGAAGACUUUGCCAUGACUGGUAAACAAUGAAUCGGAUGGUUGGGUCUAUGGAGCCCCUUACGCUCAUUUGAGUACACCAUGUCACUUCAUGGCAUGACUAGCUGACUGACUGUCCGUCAUGGAUCAUGUACCUUCCAGGCCACAUGUCUAAGGAUGCAUACUUAUUGAAAGAGGAUCGGGUGCUAUAUGAUCGGUUGAUCAAUGCAAGUAUCUCAAGCCUUAUGUCCUUUUUUCUUUGAGGCAAGGGGUAUCAACGGGUUCAAAGUUAACCAACCAUCCUCAUGGUAGGCAUGACAUGACACCCUCUUUGUGGACAGAGCUUGCAUAGCUAGCAUGACACGGAGGGCAUGUUGUGAUAGAAUAGUGGAGGCAGUUAUUGAUUUUGGCCUUUUAAUUAUCAAAGCCAAUGAUAAUUACGGUUGGAUAUGUUGCAGGGGUGGUUUAGUGCAUUUUGGUUUUUAUUAUUGAAACCAACGAGCAAUUUUUUUUAGUGGUGUAGUUGACGUUAACUACUUAGUCCAUAAUCCUUAUACACUAAGUAGUUGGGGGCAUUUGUUUACCACUAAAAAAUCACUCAAUACCACAUUGAUUAUUUUCAAAGAGUGGUAGUGAUUUAUAAGGUCAACUUAACCAUAUUAAUUAAAUUGGUUUAACCUGGGCCUAAAUGAUGGUAUUUUGAGCUUCAUACCAGGUUCCUCAACACACACCACUUGACCCACCAAAUACCCACCCAUCACGCAAGGGGGGUCAAGUGCCAAGCAUUGACACCCUUCAACAUCAACCACCCAAGUCGUGGAGACCCAACCACAAGGGGGGUCACCGCGAGCUAGUUGUGGUGGCAAAGAGAGACAAAAUUUGGCUAAGUGUUGAGACCCAUAGCACAAGGGGGGUCAUACAUGACAUCAUCCCAGGGGGGUCAAGCACUAUGCCAUCUACCUACCUUGCACCAGGGGGGUUAUGCAUGUCAUCGUCCAAGGGGGUCAUGCAUGAUACCAUCCAAGGUGAGUCGAGUAUGACGAGAAGCAAGGGGGUCUAGCCGCCUACUGGGUAUCAAUCAUGUUGGCAAUGGAAGAAGCGCAACGCGAGUCCCUAGACCAUUGUGGUGAAGAAAGCCAAAAUUCGGCUAAGUAUGGAGAUCCAACCGUCCAAGGGGGUCAAGCACCGGAUACCACACCCUAGGGUGUCAAGAUUGACGCCACCCCAAGUGGGUCAGUGCGGAUCCAUCGAACCCCCAAGCACCCUGGUGUCGAGCAUGACAUCAUGUCAAGGUGGUUAGCACGAGUACCACCAAGCGUGAAGCCUUCACUCACCAAACAAGAUACCUCCAUGGCACAAGGUGUUAGCUAUCAAGUGGCAAGCAAGCAAGACAGUCAAGGCGUCAAGCAAGCUACAUCAAACACCAAGCAAUGGAGCAGCGGUUACCAAGAGGCGGUUGCAGGACGGUUACAAGGGAUGACUAUAAAUAGCAGAAAAGAAG